Molecule: messenger RNA, 1881 nt
Organism: Boleophthalmus pectinirostris (great blue-spotted mudskipper)
Lineage: Eukaryota; Metazoa; Chordata; Actinopteri; Gobiiformes; Gobiidae
Product: olfactomedin-4
Exons: 7
Coding region: 61-1488 (475 amino acids)
Biological process (GO): signal transduction
Source: RefSeq, a predicted model, not a curated record
CAUGACCAUAAACCCCACCCUUUAAGAUCAGCGCACUGUGGACAUAUACCUCUGAAGCAUAUGGAACUAAAAACACUGUCAGUGAGAAUUGUCCUCGAAUGCACCAUGAAGUCGAGUCUGCUCCUGUCUUUAUGUGCUCUCGUCACAGUGUCUCAACAGUCACCAACUCGGGACACCUGUGAGUGUGAGCUAUCCAACGCUCAGCCCUUUCCUUAUGACAAACUGAACACAACCCAGAAAAGUGUGGCAGACUGUAACAACAAUGUCAGUCCACAGAAGACGUUGGACCUGGAAAGUCUUCUGCUGGGUUUGGAGCGCCGCCUGCCCCAGCUGGAGGAGGACAUGUCUGAGCUGGAGCAGGACGAUGACGGAGGGGUCUACGGGGUCCUGGCUCUUCACGUCAUCGAGAAUGAACUUACUGAAAUCAGACUGCUCAUGGAGAGGCUCAAUGUUACCACAGCGACCCACAGACAACAGGCCCAGAUCACCACACAGCAGAUCAGCGCCAUCAGGGCUGAACUUCAGCAGCUGGAGGCCUACGACACUCUGCAGGUGGUCAAGAGAGACCAGACCAACCAGCGUCUCAAGAGGGACCUGGACCAAUGCAGGAACAGGCAGCCCAUAGCCCCGUCCACUUUGCCCCCUUACGGAGCGUGUCCACAUGGGCGCUUCCAGAAUGUGUCUGGACCACGGAUUUUCACCGCAGGGGAGUAUCCAGGGAGCUUCAAGUACGGAGCCUGGGGCCAAGACCCAAAGCCUGAGAAGGGGAAGGAGGACUGGUAUUGGUAUGUGCCACUGACUUCCAGCAACAGAUUCGCCCAUUACGUGCGCCAGUACUCCACCCUCAGCUCUCUGGUGGUGGGCAUCAGCGUGCCUGGUAAUGUCAUGAUCCAUGCAUCCAACCCCACCACCAACACAGUGCAGGGGCCCAACGUGGUCAUGUAUGCAGGCGCGCUGUACUACAACUGCUACAACGUGGACUCAGUGUGUCGAUUCAACCUCACCAGCAGAACUGUGACUACUCUGCAGCUGCCAAAAGGAACCAGGUUCAAUUCUAAAAGUAACUUCUGCAGCCUGGAUGAGUGUUUCCCAUUCACAGACUUGGACUUGGCCACAGAUGAGUCUGGGGUGUGGGUCAUCUACACCACAAACCAGGACCAUGGGAACCUGGUGUUGUCCCGAGUGGAGCAUGGGCCAGAGGGGCUGCAGCUGGGGCAGACCUGGCGCACCUCGCUGUUCAAGCAGGCAACCACCAACACCUUUAUGGCCUGUGGGGUGCUGUAUGCCACACGCUCAGUCAGUAAAGAGACAGAGGAGAUCUUCUACUCUUAUGACACAGCCACAGGACAGGAGAAGUUCAAUGUUGGUAUCUUUUUCCAAAAGAUGUUACCCAACAUAUAUUCUCUGAACUACAGCCCAGUGGACCAGAUGCUCCACUCAUACGCCGAUGCCAACAUGGUGUCCUACAAAGUUGUUUUUGAAUAUUAAAUAAGACUUAAUAUUUUGAUUCUGCAAUGCAUUAUCUUUAGCUUUAAAGUAGCAUAGAACUGAACAUUUUAGAAAAAACAUCCUUUCUUACUCUGACUGAAUUGCACCUCCACAAAUCUGCCUCUUAUUUGACCUGGAGGAUGGACUCCUCCUGCUUGUUUCCAUGUAAAUGAUAUUAAUUUGGCUAGAAUCUUCCACCAUAUGGCAUAACUCAUCUUUCGCCAUUGAGAAUAUCCUGACGUGUCACCUCCAGAAAGUUACAUAAUGUAUCUUUUUUGUCUCAUCUGCACUUUUAUGUCACUUGUGCCCUCUAAUGUUAACAUGAUUGAUAAAAGGGUUAAAAUGUUUAAAUUUUUUACCCCAAAAAUAAAGAAAUCCUUUUUACUGUUAAAA